Molecule: messenger RNA, 4778 nt
Organism: Centropristis striata (black sea bass)
Lineage: Eukaryota; Metazoa; Chordata; Actinopteri; Perciformes; Serranidae
Product: zinc finger protein 502-like
Exons: 4
Biological process (GO): regulation of transcription by RNA polymerase II; central nervous system development
Cellular component (GO): nucleus
Molecular function (GO): DNA-binding transcription factor activity, RNA polymerase II-specific; RNA polymerase II cis-regulatory region sequence-specific DNA binding
Source: RefSeq, a predicted model, not a curated record
UGUUUAAUCAAGACGGCAGCAAGUAGCGGUUUCUUUAUUGAUAGUGAAAAAGUUUGUGUUGUGGUCCGUCAGAGCCUCUGUGUGUCCGGAUAAACGUGUCUGAAUGGACUUUGUGCUGUUCACCUUUUCUUUCUGGAUGUUUUACCUCUGAUUCAUCUCCCGCUAGACUACAAACACAUUCAAGUUAGCUUAGCAUGCUAGCUGGUUAGCACCGCGGCGCUAGUCAGAGUGACUGAUGGAGAGCAAACUGUGUUUCUGACGGAGUUUGUGUGGAGAAAAAGUUGGUGUCACUGUGUGAAAAAUGUCUAAAGUCCAAACGGUGAGAGUGCUGGUGGAGCAGCGACUGACUGCGGCUGCUGAAGAGAUAUUUGGGCUGUUUGAAAGAACGAUAGCAGAGUACGAGGAGGAACUUUGUCGUUCAAAAGAGAAGAACGAGCGACAACAGAAACUACUGGACGCUGUUUUCAACCCUCAGAUUCACUUACACAGAGCAGACAUUCAGCAGCUGUUGGUGGUUAAAGAGGAGUUUCCCUUCGAGCAGCAGGAGAGGAGCUCCAGUCUGGACCGGGAGGACCCAGAGCCCCAACACAUUAAAGAGGAACAGGAGAGUGACAUCACUCACCUCCCAAAGAUCCACAGAGGGAGUCAUGCAGCAGAGGAAGAGUUCAUAGAAGCAGGAAGUCUGAGCCAACACACGGCGGUCCGAACGGUGCUACAGCCAGAGCCCCCACACAUUAAAGAGGAACAGGAGGAACCUCGGACCAGUCAGGAGGGAGAGCAGCUUCAGGGGCUGGAGGAGGCUGAUAUCACAAAGUUUACAUUCACUCCUGUUCCUGUGAAGAAUGAAGAAGAUGAAGAGAAACCUCAGUCCUCACAGCUUCAUCAAACACAAACUGAACAGAUGGAAACAGAAGCUGGUGGAGAGGACUGUGGAGCACCAGAACCAGACAGGAACUCUGGUCCAGAUCCACAUUUACAACCUGAUACUGACGACGAGCCUGCAGACUCUUUUGAACCUGAGACUGAUGACAGUGCCGAUAGGAAGAAGACCAGAGAACCUCAGUCAGGUUUGAACUGUUUGAAAAAAGAUGACGGCCCUGUCAGAGAUUCCAGAUUUAGAGCUGGUGAGAAACGAUUUAGCUGCUCUGAGUGUGGGAAAAGAUUUAGCUCCCCGUACCAUCUGAGGAGACACAUGGUUUGUCAUACAGUAGAGAAACCAUUCUGCUGCUCAGUUUGUAAGAAAUCUUUUGUCCACAGAGAUAGUUUAAGGGUACACAUGAGACUCCACACAGGAGAGAAACUUUUGAGCUGCUCAGUGUGUGCUAAAUCUUUUCCACGAAGUGAUCAUUUACAGCAACAUAUGAGAUGCCACACAGGAGAGAAACCUUUCAGCUGCUCAGUGUGUGGUAAAACUUUUACACAAAGUGGGCAUUUCCAGCAACAUAUGAAUUUCCACACAGGAGAGAAACCUUUCAGCUGCUCAGUGUGUGGUAAAACUUUUACACAAAGUGGGCAUUUACAGCAACAUAUGAGAGUCCACACAGGAGAGAAACCUUUCAGCUACUCGUUUCAACAAUCUGUGUCAAACAAACUGUUUCCUGCAGAUGUCCAGCAGCUGUCGGUGAGUGAAGAAGAGUUUCUCUCUGAGCAGAAGGAGAGGAGCUGCAGUCUGGACCAGGACCAGGACCAGGAGGACCCAGAGUCCCCACACAUUAAAGAGGAACAAGAGGAACCUUGGACCAGUCAGGAGGGAGAGCAGCUUCAGGGGCUGGAGGAGGCUGAUAUCACCAUGUUCACAUUCACUCCUGUCCCUGUGAAGAGUGAAGAAGAUGAAGAGAAACCUAAGUCUUCAAAGCUUCAUCAAUUACAAACUGAACAGAUGAAAUUAGAAGCUGAUGUAGAGGGCUGUGACGUCCAGCAGCUGUCGGUGAGGAAAGAAGAGUUUCCCUCUGAGCAGAAGGAGAGGAGCUGCAGUCUAGACCAGGACCAGGAGAAGCCAGAGCCCCCACACAUUAAAGAGGAACAGGAGGAACCUUGGACCAGUCAGGAGGGAGAGCAGCUUCAGGCACUCACAUUCACUCCUGUCCCUGUGAAGAGUGAAGAAGAUGAAGAGAAACCUCAGUACUCACAGCUUCAUCAAACACAAACUGAACAGAUUGAAACAGGAGCUGAUGUAGAGGACUGUGGAGGACCAGAACCAGACAGGAACUCUGAUUCUGAUCCAAAUUUACAACCUGAUACCAAGGACGAGCCUGCAGACUCUUCUGAACCUGAGACUGAUGACAGUAGUGAUUGGAACGAGACCAGAGAACCUCAGUCAGGUUUGAACUGUUUGAAAAAAGAUGGCGGUCCUGCCAGAGAUUCCAGAUUUAGCGCUGGUGAGAAACAAUUUAGCUGCUCUGAGUGUGGGAAAGGAUUUGGCUACAAGUACCUUCUGGAGAGACACAUGCUUUCUCAUACAGGAGAGAAACCUUUCAGCUGCUCAGUUUGUAAAAAGUCUUUUACAAGAAGUGGGCAUUUAAAGAAACACAUGAGUCUCCACACAGGAGAGAAACUUUUCAGCUGCUCAGUGUGCGGUAAAGGUUUCAGUGAAAGUUGGGGUCUGAAGACACACGAAAGAGUUCACACAGGAGAGAAACCUUUCAGCUGCUCAGUUUGUAAGAAAACGUUUGCACGGAGUGGAACUUUACAGAAACACAUGAGACACCACACAGGAGAGAAACCUUUCAGCUGCUCAGUUUGUAAGAAAACUUUUGUACAGAGUGGAAAUUUAAAGUCACACAUGAGUCUCCACACAGGAGAGAAACCGUUCAGCUGCUCAGUUUGUAAGAAAACUUUUGCACAGAAGGGAACUUUAAAGAAACACAUGAGUCUCCACACAGGAGAGAAACUAUUCAGCUGCUCAGUUUGUCAUAAAUCUUUUACACAAAGUGGGCAAAUAAAGAGACACAUGAGACUCCACACAGGAGAGAAACCUUUCAGCUGCUCAGUUUGUCAGAAAACUUUUACACAAAGUGGAAAUUUAAAGUCACACAUGAGAAUCCACACAGGAGAGUAACCUUUCAUCUGCUCAGUUUGUGGUAAAGGUUUCCGUGGAAGUUGGCAUCAAAAGUCACACAAAAGAAUUCACACAGGAUAGGAACCUUUCAGAUGCCAUAUAUGUAGCAAAAGAUUUGCCUGGAUUUCACAUGUCAAAAAACAUAAAUGUUUCUUCUGCUCGUCCUCAAAGAUUCAGCAAACUGAGGAGAACAAAGAGGCAGAGCCUCCUGCCAGCAGCCCACAUGAAGAGAUGCAAACCUCUUUUAAACUUUUUAAAGGAGUCCAGAAAGAUUUUCAAGUGUUUUUCAAAUGCUACAAAGCUUGUAGUAACUUUUAUAAAUAUUUAUUCUGUGUGUAUGAAAUUUACUGACAAUCACAAUAUAAUUAAACAAUACUUUCUUUUCCAUUAUAUAAUAUUAAUUUCCUUUUUUUUUAUUUUUUUAUAAAUAUUUAUCCUACGAUUUUGUAACCCAUUUUAUUCAUCACCCAGUUUUUUCCUAUCGUGAUCCUGGGCUCCCUCGUCCCUGUCGGUCUGGGGAGAGCCCUGAACUGGCCACAUGCUUCCUCCGAGACAUGCGGAGUUAGCAGACCGCUUCUUGUCACCUGACGGGGAGAUUCCCCGGUAGGACGUAGCGCGUGGGGAGGAUCACGUUAUUCCCACCGGUUCCUCUCCCCCCAUCAGGCACCCCGACCGACCAGACACAUGACACAUAAGGGGAUCCUCGGGUGACACGGGGGAGAACAUGCAAACUCCACACAGAAAGGCCCUUUUGCCGACACCGACCAGCGAUACGGACUCCGGAGACAUGGAGGUGGGGACACGCCUCCAACGCCCACAGCGCCCUGGCGGGAAUCGAACCCAGGACCUUCUAGCUGUGAGGCGAGAUCGCUACCAACUUUUCCCUUUUUGUUUAUUUCUUUUUGUUUUACAAAACUAACGUUCACAAACUGAUAUUUUAACUCAAAAUUUGAUUGUAGAAGUGUAACAAUUCAAACUCUAUUUCUUUUUAGCAUAAAACAAAAUAAAAACAUUCUUGGUUUACGAAAGUUGUCCCUGCUUCAGUUUGUGGUACGAGGAUAGGCAUGCUAUGUUUUAAUUUAGGCCAGAAAUCCCGAAACCAGCUAUCUCUGUUAUGUGAGACCAGAGUCUUCUACUACAAAGCUGGAUUUGAGGGUUAGCAAUGUAACCUGGGGUUUCACCCUGGUUAUCAGUAUCUCCAAGGUAGUUCUCUUCUAACCUGGCUAGGUCACCAUGGUAACUCAUGCUGCGGAGCUAACCUGGUCCGGACCAGGAUUUGUUCUGAGCUUCGGCUUGAAAUUAGCUAGAAAGCCUCUUACUACUUUUAAAACAGUGUCUCACGCUAGUCAACAGUCAAACUAUGAUCCAUACAGAUUAUCAGCGGUGAGAAUUAGAUGUAAAUUGAUAUAAAUAAUGUGUUGAGUCGUAACAUUGUAUUAAUGUCACCAAACGGAGCUGUGCCGUUACAGUAGAGGUACUGUAUGUAUCGUUGUAGCUGUAGUUACAGUACAGUUACUAUAUGUAUUGUUGUAGUUACAGUUAUAGUAGUGACUGUAUGUAUCAUUGUGGCUACAGUUACAGUAGAGAUACUCUUUGUGAAGUUGCAGUUACAGUUAAAGUGGAGUUACUGUAUGUAUCAUUGUUGCAGUUACAGUAGAAUUACUGUAUGUAUUGUAGUUACAUUUACAGUAGUUACUGUAUGUAUCGUUGUAGCUACAGU